CUCUCUGUCAAUGUACAUAAUUCAAACUUGUAUAUAUGCAUAUGUAUGUAUAUAUAUUCCACUCAUUUUCGCCAGAAAACUGUGGUGGUUUCAGUUCCAUCUACUCUCAAAAAUUCAGCGGAACUUUCGCCGGAAAAAGCUCCAGUUUCCACCGAUCUACCUCCAGAGCAUCAGAUGCUUCCCCAUUACCCGCUCGCUUCUUCUCUAUUGCUCGAGUCUGAUUGGCAUAGUCUGAUCGGUUCUGAUUCUCCAAUUCAUUCUUACUCAGAUCAGAUUUCGUGUAAAGAUAUUUGCAGGAGAGAGAAGAAUCUUCUUUCUGAGAAAUUGGUUUCGUUUUCCUCAAAUGUGGGAUGCAUGAAAUGAAAGCCUGCCGAAUGUGUUGAAAGGAGGAAUCGAUGUGAGUGUUAGAAAAGAUGAAAGAUGAAAGAAGAAGCUGAGAGAAAACAUUGAAAUGGUACUAUAUUGUGGUGGUGUUGGUGUUGUGUUGGCUUGGAUGCAUACAGUGGCUAUAUAUAAGUUCUAUGACUAAAUGUAGGUAAUAAACAAGUAUGGAAAGAUUAUAAAGAAAAUAUAAAAGAUCUCCAAGAUACAGAAAACAUUGAAACGGAUGGAUGUACAUGAAUCGGAGGAAACAUUACAGAAGCACUCAGCAGUGACCUCAAGACCGCCAUUGUUUCCAGCUGACAAGAAUUAUGGAACCAUUGGCCGGCUUAGGACGAGGGAAGUUAGUUCUAGGUACAGGUCGGCUGCUUCAUCCCCAGUUUCUCCAUGCUCCCAAUAUGUACAGAAGAGAGCUCCAUCGUCUGGAAGGAAACGGCCCUCUUCACCAGCCUCCCCGUCAAGGCCAUUCAUACCCGUCCAUGAUGCAUCCACAAAGAUGCAGGUAGCCGCCAGUCAGUUGCCGGAGCUUUUAUGGCCUUCAACAAGGCGCAGUCUCAGUGUUUCCUUCCAGUCUGAUACCUUUUCUCUCGCUCUUGUUAAGAAAGAAAGACCGGUUGAUCGUGCUCCGAGGCCAGCUUCAAAUGUAGCACAAAAACAGGCUGAAACAUCAUCUGUUUUGAGGAAGCCUACACCAGAGAGAAAGAGGAGCCCUCUUAAAGGAAAAGAUGUCACUGGUCAGCCUGAGAAUUCUAUGCCAGUUCACGUAUGUGCUGAACUAGUAGAUCAUUGUCAAUGGGGGAGCAGAGCUGCCAGGAAUAUAUGUUCCAAUGCUUUUACUAGCAGUUUGAAUCACAGUAAUAAGAAUGCUAAGACUUCAACAUUACCAGAUGUGGGAAUUGGGAUACCUUUCCCUGGGAGAAUGUCUUUUUCUGAUGGUAUGAGCACACCCUUACAAAAAUCGGCUAGUGGCAUAGUGACGUUAGCAUCACAUAAUAAUUGUGGGAGCAUGGAACUUGAGGUGGAUUAUGAUAAACUGCAGGCAUCUGGGCUACGGAACCCCUUUUCCUCACAUUCACUUGAAGGAAUGACAUUAAUGACUCAUGCUGUUAGAUCUCAGUUUUUUCCCACUACAAAAUCAUGCCCUCCUUCACCAAGUAAGGGUUCUGUAUUUUCAUCCUCUAAUUCUAGAUGUGGUAGUCCGUCUCGAAUAAAAGCCUUCAAUCCAACUUCUAAAGGUGCCAGUCUAUCAAAGCAAUCCAGCAGUUCAACUUCCGUGCUAAGUUUUAUUGCUGAUAUCAGAAAAGGAAAUAAGCAUGCAAAUCACAUAGAAGAUGCUCAUCAGUUGCGAUUACUAUACAACAGGUAUCUUCAGUGGCGAUAUGCAAAUGCUCAAGCAGAUGCUGCUCUAAGCACUCAGAAAGUAACUACAGAGACCAUAUUAUGCCGUGUGUGGAGAACAAUCUCAGAGUUGGUCUAUCCGGUAACCGAGAAGAGGAUUGGUCUCCAACAGCUGAGGCUGAAACUGAAGCUAUUCUCAGUUUUGAACAAACAAAUGGCCUACCUUGAGGAAUGGGCUUCUAUUGGAAUAGAUCAUAUUAAUUCUUUAUCACAGGCAAUUGAGGAUCUGCAGUCGAGCAUUCUCCGUCUUCCAGUCACAGGAGGUGCAACUGCUGACAUUGAAACUGUAAAGACUGCUGUUUCUUCAGCAGUGGAUAUGAUGCAGGCAACGGGAUCCUCCAUUUCUUCUGUACUCUCAAGGAUGGAGGGGAUGAACUGUCUGGUUUCUGGACUGGCUGAAGUGGCAGCACAGGAGAGAGCCAUUCUUGAUGAAUGUGAAGCCCUAUUAGAUUCAACAGCAGCUAUGCGGGUUGGAGAAUAUAGCCUUAGGACCCAACUCAUACAACGGAAACAAACUCUGAAGAAUGGUCAACAGGCAUUGAGCAAUCAGAAGUGUAUGGCCGCAUAGGUGCUAAGCUAUCAACGUUUUUCUUUGCCUCUUCAGUGAACAAAAAUGGACGUUCAUGUCUCGCGUGUAUUUUUUUAUUUUUUUUCUAAUUUUCUUCUUUUUUACUGUUUUUUAAUUAUGUUGGGAGCAUGUAUUUUUUUUCAAACUUCUUAUUCUUGUUUCCUCAACAAAUGGAUGCCUCUAUUCCUAGUUCGUGUAAUAUUUUUAUCAAUCAGUUGGAAAAAAAGAAAGCAAUGGAAGGUUCCAUUCAGAAAAGAGGCAAAGUUCUUCAUACUGGUACACCCUUUAGUUUUAUGGUACUUUAUGAUGGAUGGAUCUUUCUGGUUACAUCUAUAUCUUGACCAUUGCUACCAAGGGUUAUCUUCAUGGUCCAUGAUUCAAAAAGCACAUAUUUUUAUACACCAACACAUUUGUGUCAACUGCCUUCAUUGACAUGGUCUCAAUUAUGGAGGCAUUGUGGUUGUUUGUCAAUAUGCAAGAAAAUAAUGAGAUUAAGUGGAAAGCUAAAGUUUCCGGUUUUGACCUCCAUGGCCAUGGCCAUGAAGCACUGGACCCAUUCCAUGAUGGAUUUAAGGAUUUCCUUCUAGUUGUGGCCUCCACCAGCUGGCAGUGAGGCACAAAAUCUUCACUGAAAUACUGGAUUCAAUGAUUUCCCUAACUGGGGUUACUUUCCAUCUUAUCUUGUGUGUUUGCUCCCAUGAUGGCUUAGUGAGAGGACAUGAGUUACAUUAUUAUGCUCCUUGAUCAUGGGUUUGGGCCUUCGGCCAAACUGUGUCUCCAUGUUGACCUCCAUGGUCAAGCUGGAAAUUGUAAAAGGCCUUUGAAGUAGUUAAUAGAAUGACUGCUCAAGCCAGAUCCUGCUGGCUUUUGAUAAGUUGUUUGAAUUGGACUGAGAGAAUGUAGGGAUCCAUGCCAUCAUCUCUAAUAUGUACUUG
Messenger RNA from Diospyros lotus (date-plum), 3282 nucleotides. RefSeq names its product AUGMIN subunit 8-like. The coding region runs from base 608 to 2347 and encodes 579 amino acids. Lineage: Eukaryota; Viridiplantae; Streptophyta; Magnoliopsida; Ericales; Ebenaceae. Gene Ontology annotation, molecular function: microtubule binding. Gene Ontology annotation, cellular component: centrosome; nuclear microtubule; cytoplasm. Gene Ontology annotation, biological process: centrosome cycle; spindle assembly. The record is from RefSeq and is a predicted model, not a curated record. The transcript is spliced from 8 exons.